GCCCACCCCCCUUUAUCUCCCCUCCCCCACCUCCCGGUCCUCGUCCCUGGUGACGCCCCCAAUCGAGCCGAGCUCCUCGCGAUUCCCAAUCCCCGCACGCCUCCUCCUCCGGCCCCGCCGCCGCCGCCGCCGCCGCCGCCUCGCCACAGGCUUAGAGUUAUUCAAGAUGGAACACAAGGAGGCGGGUUGCCAGCAGCCGGAGGGCCCAAUCCUAUGCGUUAAUAACUGUGGCUUCUUUGGCAGCGCCGCGACCAUGAACAUGUGCUCCAAGUGCCACAAGGAGAUGGUCAUGAAGGAGGAGCAGGCCAAGCUGGCUGCCUCCUCCUUCGAUAGCAUCGUCAACGGUGGCGAUGGUGGGAAAGCACCUGUUGUUGCGGCUGUUGCUGCGAGCGCGGAGGUGGCGGUUGCUCAAGUUGACGUGAAGGCGCUCGUUGUGCAGCCUGCUGCUGAUGUUGCAGGCACCAGCGAAGCUGUUGCCGUGAGCCCCAAGAGGAAGGAGGGGCCCAAUCGGUGCUCAACUUGCAGGAAGAGGGUUGGGCUGACGGGAUUCAACUGCCGAUGUGGUAACAUGUACUGUUCACUGCAUCGCUAUUCCGACAAGCAUGACUGCCAGUUCGACUACCGGACUGCAGCUAGGGAUGCCAUCGCCAAGGCCAACCCGGUGGUGAAGGCAGAGAAGCUCGACAAGAUUUAGGUGUCUUACAGGGAAGAAAUGGUUGCAAUCUGUGAAGGUUCAUCAUCCGUCUUUGCUGUGCCAAUUGCCAUCCUUGCACCUCCCUUUCUUGUUGGCUGCCGCAUUUCCUAAAUUGUACGGCACCGUGAUGCACACUGCGUCGUGGCAGCUGCAAGAACUCAGUCCUCUCAGUCAUUCCGAAUGGUUUGCGUGUUGUGUAACUUUAUUCAUGGUGGUUUUUUCGGUCAGUAUUGUGGCUUCUCAUUUUAGCUAGCUCUGUUAUGUACUAUUGUCCCAUGUGUGUCAAAUUCUGAUCAGUAAUAGUAGCCAGCAAUGGUUCAUCA
Molecule: messenger RNA, 1017 nt
Organism: Triticum aestivum (bread wheat)
Lineage: Eukaryota; Viridiplantae; Streptophyta; Magnoliopsida; Poales; Poaceae
Product: zinc finger A20 and AN1 domain-containing stress-associated protein 4
Exons: 2
Coding region: 167-694 (175 amino acids)
Molecular function (GO): zinc ion binding; DNA binding
Source: RefSeq, a predicted model, not a curated record